Messenger RNA from Penicillium soppii, 528 nucleotides. RefSeq names its product CsbD family protein. The transcript has 2 exons. The record is from RefSeq and is a predicted model, not a curated record. The annotation marks the transcript as partial. Lineage: Eukaryota; Fungi; Ascomycota; Eurotiomycetes; Eurotiales; Aspergillaceae.
AUGUCUAACGGAAACGCUUCAACUGGCCAGUCCUACCUGGACCAAGCCACCGGUCUCGCCCAACGUGCCAUGGGCACUGUAACCGGCGACUCUUCCACCCAAGCCAAGGGUGACGUCAAGAAAGCCGAAGGCGAAGCCAAGAACGAUGCCUCGCACACCACCGCCCGGAUCGGCCCCAUCUCCGCCGACCCCAACACCGGCGCAGUCGCAAAAGACAACGAGGACCGCCCUUCUGGCCAAUGGGACCAGACCCUGGGCUCGACCAAAGAAGCCAUCGGCAACCUGAUCGGCAACGAGAAUCUGCGCCGUACUGGUGCAGAGCAGAACGCCGCAGGCAAAGAGCAGGAAGCCAAGGGUCAACUGAAGGACUUGGGUGAGGGUGUUGGAGACCGCGUGCAGGGCGCGCUGGGAUCCGUUGGCGCUGCUGUUAUCGGUGAUCGGGCGAAGGAACAGGAGUACCGCGAUCAGCAUGAUGAGGGCAAGGUUCGCCAGCGCGGCGUUGAGGCUGAGCUUGCUAAGAAGGAUGGC